Dermacentor silvarum is the source of this 1288-nucleotide messenger RNA. Its product is annotated as microtubule-associated serine/threonine-protein kinase 3. The coding region runs from base 148 to 1203 and encodes 351 amino acids. Gene Ontology annotation, molecular function: ATP binding; protein binding; protein kinase activity. NCBI's taxonomy places the organism in Eukaryota, Metazoa, Arthropoda, Arachnida, Ixodida, Ixodidae. The transcript has 7 exons. The record is from RefSeq and is a predicted model, not a curated record. Gene Ontology annotation, biological process: protein phosphorylation.
GUGUUGAAGGCAUUUCUGUUCAGUGCAUGCUAAUUGCUUGUACCUCUUAAAGCUCUCUAAGCUGUUUUCUUUGUUGAUGCCGACGCAUAUUAUUUGUUCUUCCGUUCCCGUUUCCUUUGGUGGCUCCACGGUGCACUGUCCGGCAGCAUGCUUAUAAUGCCCGGCGGCAGGGUGAAGGUGAUUGACUUCGACACGACCAAGGUCUGCCACGGCCAUUGUCGCUCGGUUGACUGGUGGUCGUCGGGCAUCGUCAUGUACAAACUGAUGACGGGCAAGGUGCCGUUCCGGGGCAAGACGAAGCAGAUGCUGCGCGAGCGGAUCAUCACGGCGCCGCUCAAGUGGCCGCGGGCCACCGACCAGCACGGCCACUCGGCCACCACGCCGGCUAAGGACAUGACGUACCGCAUGCUGCGCAAGAACCCCGCCGAGCGGCUCGGAUCGCGCAUCUACGCCGACCUCAAGACGCACUCCUUCUUCGACGGAUUCAACUGGAAGCAGCUGUACACCAAGAAAGAACUCGUCGAUAUACCCGCCAUCAAGGAGGUGCAGGAAGAGGACAAGAAGAAGGCCAGCGACAACGCCGGCGAUGACGACGACGAGCGGCGCCACCAGCAGAUCGACGACAUGACCGACAUCUUGCCCGAGAUGCAGAAGCCGCUGCUGUGCUACGCAUCCAAGAGCUUCCGAAAACUGAUGCUCGCGCUGAAAGAAAAGCGCGGCAAAGUCAACGCGGACAUGAUGGACACUAGCGGUAACGAGAGCUCCGAGCUGCACUACGACCGGCCGAAAUCCAACUCCGAGAGCAUACCCGAAACCUCUGAAAACCGAGAAGCCCUCGAGAAAGUCGACCUGCUCCUAUUCAGGAAAAAGAAAUUCUACAAGUUCUGGGGCUACGGCUUCUCGUUACGACGGACCAAGGGCGAAGACGAUUCCUACUACAUAUACGUGGAAACGGUGACCGCGGACAGCCCGGCGGACAAGUCCACCGUCCUUCCUCUGGACGUGGUGCUGUACGUGAACGGCAAGUCCGUGAUGAACGAGUCCCUGUCCAAGGCGCGGAAGCUCAUCGCGCGCACAGGCGACACCAUGGUGCUCUCGGUGAUGUCGUGCAGCUCCUACCGGCUUCUCACCACGCGAAGGGACAUGUUCAGCAUCAUGCGCUCCGUGCCCAAGGAACAGCACCUACCAUGGCCUUGUUUGUAGAGAAGCCAAUGCCUGUCCACUUGUUGCUACGUGUGGUGAUGGUGAAGAAAACCUGGUCAGAAGAGGCCUGGUAGUGCCAGCUGGC